Acaulospora morrowiae is the source of this 3721-nucleotide messenger RNA. The record is from the annotation of a GenBank genome assembly. NCBI's taxonomy places the organism in Eukaryota, Fungi, Glomeromycota, Glomeromycetes, Diversisporales, Acaulosporaceae.
AUGGAGAUUUAUCUCAGAGAGCAGUUAUCCGAGCGGAUCAUGUUCCUUGACGGAGCUAUGGGCACAGUUAUUCAAAAUUUACAUCUGACCGAACAAGAUUUUAGGGGAGAAAGAUUCAAAAAUCACUCAAAGGAUCUAAAAGGAAACAAUGAUAUACUGGUAUUAACGCAACCGGAACAUAUUAAGCAAAUUCACAUUCAAUAUUUGGAAGCUGGAUCGGAUUUUGUUGAAACAAACACUUUUAGUAGUACUCGUAUUAGUCAAGCUGAUUAUUCUGCUGAGGAAUAUGCCUAUGAAUUAAAUAAAGAGGCUUCCAGAUUAGCAAAAGAAGCUUGCAUAGAGAUCACAGCAAGAAAUCCGACCAAACCGAGAUUCGUUUGUGGGGCUCUUGGACCAACGAAUAGGACGUGUUCUAUUUCCCCAUCAGUCGAAAAUCCUGCCUACAGGAAUGUAACAUUUGAUGAAUUAGUUGAUGCGUAUACCGAGCAAGUGAGAGGUCUUCUAGAUGGUGGUGCCGAUAUAUUGUUGGUGGAAACCAUUUUUGACACAUUAAACGCAAAAGCGGCACUUUACGCGAUUGAUACACUUUUUGAAGAGGGUAUCUAUAGGAGAACCCCGAUUUUUAUUUCGGGUACCAUCGUUGACCAAUCUGGUCGUACACUAAGCGGCCAGACUGGUGAAGCUUUCUUGACUAGCCUUAGUCAUUCAUCUCCUCUGGCCAUUGGACUAAAUUGCGCCUUGGGUGCUGAUCAAAUGCGACCAUUCAUUUCCAACAUCUCGAGAUUCACCAGCUCUUUCGUGAUUUGUUAUCCAAACGCGGGAUUACCAAAUACUUUUGGCGAAUAUGAUGAAACGCCUGCAAAAAUGGCUGCUAAAGUUAGCGAAUUUGCUAGAGACGGUCUUGUUAACAUUAUUGGUGGUUGCUGCGGUACCACGCCCGCUCAUAUUAAAGCCAUAGUAAAUGAAUGCUCCCAAUAUAAACCUCGAAUUCCACCACCGAACGUGCUGUCAGAAAAUCUGAUUGUUUCUGGCCUUGAAAUUUUAAAAAUCAACAAAGAAAGUAAUUUCAUAAAUGUAGGUGAAAGAUGUAAUGUAGCGGGUUCUCGGAAGUUUGCCCGUCAUGUGCUCAAAGGAGAAUUUGAAGAAGCAAUGUCAAUAGCACGUUCUCAAGUUGAAAAUGGAGCUCAAAUAAUUGACGUUAACAUGGAUGAAGGGAUGUUGGAUGGAAAAGCUUCUAUGACCAAAUUUCUUAAUUUGAUUGCCAGCGAUCCAGACGUAGCAAAGCUCCCGCUAAUGAUUGACUCUUCAAACUUUGAAGUCGUUCUGGCCGGGUUAAAAUGUGCACAAGGAAAAUGUAUCGUAAAUAGCAUCAGCCUGAAGGAAGGUGAAGAAGACUUCAUUAAGAAGGCAAGAAUUAUUCGAAGAUUUGGUGCCGCUGUGAUUUGCAUGGCUUUUGACGAGCAAGGUCAAGCCGACAUAAAGGAUCGAAAAAUCGAAAUAUGUGCAAGGUCUUAUAAGAUAUUAACCGAAAUAGUUGGGUUCAAUAAAAAUGACAUCAUUUUUGAUCCAAAUAUAUUAACCAUAUGCACGGGCAUGGAAGAACAUAGUAAUUAUGGAGUAGAAUUCAUAGAAGCGACCAGAUGGAUAAAACAGAACUUACCUGGUGCCAAGGUCAGCGGCGGUGUCUCUAACUUCUCCUUUUCAUUUCGUGGAAUGGAGAAAAUCAGAGAGGCUAUGCAUAGUGUGUUCCUAUAUCACGCUAUAAAAGCAGGUCUCGACAUGGGAAUUGUGAAUGCUGGAUUUCUGACAAUUUACGAUGACAUUCCCAAGGAUCUUUUGCAAUUAUGUGAAGAUGCGUUGUGGAAUCGAGAUCCUGAAGUGACAGAGAAAAUUUUAGCAUAUGCGCAAAAAUAUGGUAAAGAUUCUAAGAAAGAAGAGACAGAAGAAGAAUGGAGGAAAAACGAUGUAAAAUCAAGAAUUAGUUACGCAUUAGUGAAAGGAAUUGUAAAGUAUAUCAUUGAAGAUACAGAGGAAGCUAGAAAAAUGUAUAAGAGACCACUGGAGGUUAUUGAAGGUCCUUUAAUGAAUGGCAUGAGUACGGUCGGUGAUCUUUUUGGUGCAGGUAAAAUGUUUUUGCCACAGGUCAUCAAAUCCGCACGUGUAAUGAAAAAAGCGGUUGCACAUUUAAUUCCUUAUAUGGAAGCUGAGCGCAAUGCGAAUCGUGCAGCGAAUGGUGUUGAUGCAGACAAUAGUCCAGAGUAUGCUGGUACUGUAAUUUUAGCCACGGUGAAAGGAGAUGUUCACGAUAUUGGCAAAAAUAUUGUAGGCGUUGUGCUUGGUUGUAAUAAUUAUAAGGUUGUUGACCUGGGUGUUAUGACUCCGUGCGAAAAGAUCAUCGAAAAAGCUCUCACAGAGAAGGCGGAUAUUAUCGGUUUGUCUGGUUUGAUUACUCCAUCGCUGGAUGAAAUGAUUACCGUUGCAAGAGAAAUGGAAAGACGUGGAUUAAAGAUUCCACUAUUAAUAGGUGGUGCAACCACAUCUAAAGCCCACACAGCUGUGAAAAUUUCUCCCCGGUAUAGUCAGCCUACUAUUCAUGUGUUAGAUGCCUCUAAAAGUGUUGUAGUGGUAUCUAAUCUUUUGGAUAGUAAAUCAAAAGAAGAAUUCUGGGAAGAUAUUGCCGAUGAGUACGAAGAAAUACGCGAAGACCAUUAUGCUUCAUUGCAAGAUCGUAAAUAUUUGACGUUGAAAGCUGCGAGGGAGCAAUCAUUCAAGAUCAACUGGGAGAUUUGCCCCCCUCCGCUUAAACCUUCAUUUAUCGGGAAAAGGGUCUUUGACCAUUAUGAUUUAAAAAAGAUUUCAGAAUAUAUCGACUGGAAUCCAUUCUUCCAAGUUUGGCAACUGAGAGGAAGAUAUCCUAAUCGAGGAUUUCCGAAGAUAUUCAAUGAUGAACAUGUUGGGGCGGAAGCGAAAAAAAUAUACGAUGAAGCGCUUGUUUUUAUUAAAAAAAUUAUUGAUAAGAAAUUAUUUGUAGCCAGAGGCAUCGUUGGAAUUUACCCCGCUAAUAGCGUUGGUGAUGAUAUUCAGGUUUUUGAAGAUGAGUCACGGUCUAAAGUUUCGGCUACAUUCUUUGGUUUGAGACAACAAGCACAAAAGGAGCCUGGUGAACCGUACUUCUGCCUUUCUGAUUUUAUAGCACCUAAAGCAUCCGGAAUAUCCGAUUAUCUAGGAUUAUUUGCAGUUGGUAUAUUCGGGUCAGAAGAGUUAUGCAAAAAAUAUCAGGAAGAUCACGAUGAUUAUAACUCCAUUAUGACGAAAGCAUUGGCUGAUCGAUUUGCUGAAGCAUUUGCUGAAUGUUUGCACGAAGAUAUCCGAAAGAAAUUAUGGGGUUAUGACCCAAAUGAAAAUUUAACAUUGAAUGAUAUGUUAAGUGUGAAAUAUCAAGGUAUCAGACCAGCACCAGCGUAUCCCUCACAACCAGAUCAUAGGGAAAAAAUCACGAUGUGGAAUUUGAUGAAUGUUCAUGAAGAAAUUGGAGUUGAAUUAACGGAAGGCUUAGCUAUGUUACCUGCCGCUAGUGUCUCUGCUUUGGUAUUUGCAAAUUCCGAGUCUCGGUAUUUCGCUGUUGGAAAGAUUGGCAAAGACCAGAUUAAGGAUUACACUGAACGCGUUAAUAAGGAUCUUGAUGAAACUGAGAAAUGGCUCCGACCAAUUUUAAAUUAUG